AAGACCAGACCAAACACAGUACGUGCCAUACUUUUAUUAUGAAGUACUUCCGGCGGAAGAUUUGACAGCGCCGUCAUUCCUCGUGUUCUGGAUGUAUUUUGCGCUUUCGUACAAAUAAGCUUGGAAAGGUGUGUAGCAAGUACGAGCUGUCAUUGUUUUGGAGUAACACUCUCCAUAGGCAGAGAUGUCAGAGAGCAGAGAGUGUGCGCCCGCCGGUGCCCCUUGCCUCACCGUAACCAUCGGGGCCACUGUACCGACGGGGUUUGAGAACACUGCUGCGGAGGAGGUCAAGGAGAAGAUUGGCGUGGAUGCAAAAAUAAGCAAAGACCGAGGAAGAAUAUAUUUUUCAAUUACCACUGACAGCCUUUUCCGGGUUCACCGUCUGAGGUCUGUGGACAAUCUGUUUGUUGUGGUUGAUGAAUAUGACCAUUAUCAGUUCAAAGAAUCAAAGGAGGAAACAUUGGCAGAACUGAAGCAGCUUGCCUCCAAACUUCCCUGGAGCAAUGCCUUGGAGGUCUGGAAAUUAAAUCGAUCGUUCAAAAAGAAAAAAAGUCAUCGCAGAGGAGCCAGUAAACCCAAAGUUAAACCUGAGGGCGAUGGUAAAGCCGAGGUCCAGAAUGAGCAGGACGAGCUGUCUGAGCCAGUGUCUGAAGAACAGUUGACUGCUGACGUCACUGACCAGACUGAAACAUCUACUUCAGAUCAAGAGGAACAAUCUGAGGCCAAGGUCAUGAAGUUUCGUGUGACAUGCAGCCGAGCAGGGGAUAAGCACAGUUUUUCUUCUACCGAGGCAGCCAGAGAUUUUGGUGGAGCUGUGCAAGAAUUUUUCCAGUGGAAAGCUGAUAUGACAAAGUUUGACAUAGAGGUUUUACUUAACAUACACAAUGAAGAAGUGGUGAUUGGCAUUGCCCUAACAGAAGAAAGUUUACACAGGAGAAAUAUCAGUCAUUUUGGUCCCACCACUCUGCGCUCCACUCUGUGCUAUGGAAUGUUAAGACUGUGUAAACCACAGCCGUCCGAUAUUAUACUUGAUCCAAUGUGUGGGACAGGAGCUAUACCUCUCGAGGGAGCCAUUGAAUUUAACAAUGCUUUCUACAUAGCUGGGGAUAACAAUGACAUGGCGGUUAACCGUACAGUCAAUAAUGUGUUCCACUUUCAGAAACAAAGAGCAGACAAGGGCAGUGCUUUCGGGUUACCCAUCGACACAGUAAGAUGGGACCUCUGCAAUUUACCCAUGAAGACAGGCUCUGUGGACAUUAUUAUUACAGAUAUGCCUUUUGGAAAGAGAAUGGGUUCUAGGAAAAAGAACUGGGACCUUUAUCCAUCCUGCCUCAGGGAAAUGGCCCGUGUGGUCAGACCAGGCUCAGGAAAGGCUGUGCUGUUGACACAAGACAAGAAAUGCUUUGCUAAGGCGAUUUCUCGGAUGGGCGGCCUGUGGAGAAAGAUGCACACUGUAUGGGUGAAUGUUGGGGGCUUACAUGCCGGGGUCUACCUCCUCAAACGCACCGGAGGUGUGUUUGGACAAACUCCUGAGGACAUCUAUAAUGUACCACAGGGGGACAGGUCCUCUCACAGGGACAAGAAGAACAACUCGGAGACGCCCUAAUGUAUAUCCAAGGAUUACAGCAUUGAUCACAUGUUCCUGUUUGUUAUUUUUGGUUAAAGAAAAAAUGGGAAAUGCAUAUUAAUAUUAAGUAUACAGUUUAGCUAUCUCUGUUGAAAGCUCAGUUCUACAUAUUGCCAUGUGUUUAUAUUAAUAAAAUAAUCCUGCUGACUUUA
Messenger RNA from Boleophthalmus pectinirostris (great blue-spotted mudskipper), 1779 nucleotides. It is a transcript of the gene thumpd3, whose product is annotated as THUMP domain containing 3. Bases 185 to 1606 code for a protein of 473 amino acids. The transcript is spliced from 10 exons. The record is from RefSeq and is a predicted model, not a curated record. Lineage: Eukaryota; Metazoa; Chordata; Actinopteri; Gobiiformes; Gobiidae. Gene Ontology annotation, molecular function: RNA binding; tRNA (guanine) methyltransferase activity. Gene Ontology annotation, biological process: tRNA methylation.